Messenger RNA from Cherax quadricarinatus, 4158 nucleotides. The record is from RefSeq and is a predicted model, not a curated record. NCBI's taxonomy places the organism in Eukaryota, Metazoa, Arthropoda, Malacostraca, Decapoda, Parastacidae.
AUGACUUCCGGAAUAUUUCGGAAGAAAUUGAGGAGUCGAGACAAAAAUACGGAGAGAACAGCGGGCAAUAUUACCUCGGAUUUAUUGACCGAUUAUCUUCAGAUUUCCAGAAUUAAUUGCUUGGAAAUUCAGCUAUAUCAUCAGAUUUCUAUCCUGAGACGCAUUGUCCAGCCUGGAGAUGCAGAUUUUGUACUGGUUUUAAUGGGGUGGAGAGCUUGUAACCGCACCUUCUACGGUGACGUGGGUCGUAGCUACGAGGUGACGGUAGAGCGCCCCAAGAACAUGCUCACCACCUUCACCUGUCACCUCACCUUCGUCGCUGAAGGUGACGAGUACGGAGACAUCGUCCAGCUCACUAUCCAAGACUUCAGGUUGGGCGACUUCUUCAGCUACAACAGCGGGUGUCCUCAGGGUUGGAUGCAAAUCAGUGAGAGGGAGAGACCUUACACUGAUGGCUACUGGUGUGGCGACGGACGAGGCUUCAACGUUUACUUCAGCGAAACCUCGACCACUACACUCACACUGAAGAAGUUUAUACCCAUGGACUACAUACACUUCGAGGGCUUGUUGCAGUCACCUUUCAACUUCCGUCUCACCUACAAGACGUUGAGACGAAGCGACGCUAUCCUUCGCUACGGCAACGCCACUUCUCCCAAGAAUCGAGGUGACCUCGUAGACGGCUCGCUCUGCGACAGGAUAUUCCUCAACUGCGACGAGUACACGUGCUCCGUGCAGAGUCCUAACUUCCCCGUGUACCCACGGCACGUCACCUGUCACUUCCUGAUCAAACAGACUCGCUACGUGCCCUACGCCAAGCCUCUGAUCACCAUCCAUCAGGACAACCCACUCAGAUUCAACGUCAAGGCCAACUCUGCCCUGCCAAGCCAGGGGCUUAACUCUCCUGGCUUACAGAUCUGGGGGUCGUGCGACCUGGUGCACGACCAUCUACUGGUGUAUGAUGGGAACUCCACGGAAUCUCCGCUUUUCCUGAAGGUGUGUGGCUCGGGGCCGCUGCCCCCCAUCACCUCAACGGGGCCGGAGAUGCUGGUGGUGUUCAGCACCUCGCGCUUUGACGAGCCUACUCAGGAGACUCUCAUGCCCAGGACCUUCGGCUUUGAACUGGACGUCAAGGUCACCUACCUCAACAUGGACUCGAGGCAGUUCGCUCGGAACCGACAGUGCGUUUUCCACAUCUUCGGCGCUAACAACGCCAGCGGAGAGGUGGUGUCGGUGGUGAACACGCAGCCACAGAACUCCUCCUGCGUGUACCUCUUCCACGGGGAGCCACAUGAAGUGGUCUGGGUGCACUUUCGCAAGUACGAGAUCGCCCCGAAAAUGGGUCACUACACUUACAAUAUGACCGAGUGCAUCAACCCACUCAGGAUUUACGAUGGGAACUUCUUUGAUACGAACACCCCGUACGGAUCUCCUAGACGUGCCCGCCUUAUCCAGGAGCACUGUACGGCACGCCCGCCGCCCAUGUGUGCUCGUGAAUACCUGCCGCCCCGCCGUGGCCUCUCCGCCCCGGUCAAAGCCUGCACUAGGAAUGAAAGUUACGUCGCCGAUGGACCCAAACUGACAGUAGUGCAGCACUACAACGAGUCCACCGCUGCACUCGCCAUGGACUUCAUCUUGCGUUACGAGUUCGUCAACACCAGGCCUGGGUACCGCCCGACUAACGGCAGCGAAUGUGAUUUUGAAGCCAUCAGCGACGGGUACUCGCUCCGCACGGGGCGGGUGUUCUCGCCCAGGACUUCCGUGCUAUAUGGGAGGUGGGGACGUCGCAAGCUAUCUUGCCAAUACCGCUUGACGGCCCACAGUGACGAGGUAGUGCGUGUGACAGUCACUAAGUUCCACAGCGUGUCUCGCUCCUGCCUCACAACCACCAAUAAUUUCACCGGAAGUUACGACUGUGACAGCCGAGCUGGUCAGACCGCGUCCCUCGUCAUCUCAGAGUAUCCCUGGCAGGAGAUUGAGGUGCCAAGACUCUGUACCUGUGACUAUUCAGCCAUUCCCAUUGAGUACGAAUCAAAAUCGCAAGAGCUGAGACUUAAAUUUGAAGUUAACAACAUGGACGAGACUCAUGACUACCUAGACUUUAUGUUUGAAGCUCAGUAUGAGUUCGUCAAAAAGACGUCUUGCAGGAAAGAGCAGAGGCUUCAAGGCACCAACGGCGAGAUAGUUUUCCGCAAGGCUAACCUUACAGAACACAAGCCGUGUGACAACUACCCGUGGCUUCUUCAGACCUCAGACGCCGACAAAUCGAUCUAUUUCAGAAUACGAGGUUACGACCACAUCGACAAGAACUGCACCACUACCACUAGGCUCCUGGUCUUCAAAGUAGGUCGUCUGAGACCAGUUGCAGUACUCUGCCCGGACUCCUCCACUAAAAAUGUCGUAGAGUUGUACAGCUUUGCCUGGCAAGGUUCAAGUUCUCUAGUGGAACAGUCGACGGAUAAGCUGGUGCUGGAGGUGUCUGGGCGUGAUAGUGUUCGAGACCCAGGUCCACACAAACUCUCCUGGCUGCAGGUGUCCCCAGUGCGUCAGUACGACUGGUCAUCGGAGGGCAUCGUGCGGGGAUGCCAGGAGGAAUGCCCCGAACUGCGCGUGUGCAUCAGCGAGAUCCUCUGGUGUGACGGGGUGCAUCACUGUCCCUCAGGCUACGAUGAACUCAUCGCUCACUGCUUCUUCCUUUCCGUGCCCUGGGCUUAUAUCGGGGUAGGGUCUGCCCUCAGCGUCAUCCUACUGGUAGGGGUGACUGUGUACGGUGCGGCCAGACUUCGAGCUGCAGACAAGAAGACACACCAGCACCCGCCGAUACCCACUCUGCCCACUGCUUCUGAGUCCCUCUUCUCUUCAGACAAAGACGCGGCGGAGAGGGAUGGCGGAGUGACUUCUGCCUACAGCCUGGACUAUAGCGAAGUGGACUAUGUGACAACCUUAUGAGGACCACACCAGGUAGUCACUAGCAGUACCACCUUAGCCACAUUCACCACACCAUCAACCACCCUGACCACAUUCACCACACCAUCAACCAGCACCAUCCACCCACAAAAUGCCCAAAAUGUGUCUACCUCCCAAGUUUCGGCCAGUGAAACUCCUCGAUCACAAUCCCGACCACGUCUACGACCCCGAACUCUCAAUACCCGACCUGUCUACAACGACCACGACUUACACUCGGCUGCAUCCUCAGCCAGCGACACUUUACAACGCCCCUUCAACAGAUCAUAUCUCUACACCCUCGCCGCCCUCAACACCCACCCACUGGCAGCCCUCAACACCCCCACAAGUCACCCUCGUCGUGCUCACUAGUUCUGUUAAGAUGUUGAUGCGCUCUCCCACUUUACUUUGUGCCAGCGUUUAUCUUCCUCAGCUGACCAGAAAAACGCUGAGAAGGGAAAAACUGGAUAAUAUUUACAUUCCUUCAAAAUUUCUUAAAGGCAACUGACACGUUUCUCUCUUAUUACAUAAGACAUAAGAACAUAAGAAUGGAGGAACACUGCAGAAGGCCUACUGGCCCAUACAAUGCAGGUCCUUAUCAAAACCAUCACUACUCGGCAUAUUGUGAUGUCUUUGAUCAUUUGAGUACGAUAUACAGGCGCAGAUAUAUGGCAUAUGUUCUUAUGGCAUAAAUGUAUGACACAUGUGAAGACAAGAAUUAACAUAUGCGUACGAUAUAUGCGAGUGACAUAAAUUGAGUACGGCAUAUAGACCAAACUUACCACAAGUGUGUUCCCCUCUUCAUGUAUGAAUCUCACUCUCACGUACAACUCAUGAAUCAUGUACAUAUGUAUAUACACACUUUACUGCAUUUAUAUACACCUGGCUCACAGCUUCCUCAAACCUUCAUGUAUAUACCUUGCCUCACAUACACACACCAGGCACGCGGCUUCCUCGGCUAUAUAAAUCAUUUGUGACCAGUUUUAGUGACAAUUCCUGAAUUCCUAGUGCUAUGUGCUGCUGCUGCUUCUAGUUGCCACUUUCUCAUCUUAGCUAUUGUCUGUGUUCAUCAGAUUACAAAGUGAAAUGUUUCUGCGUCAUAAUGUAUUGGUUUCUUGGAUUGCUAUUAGCUCUAGUGUGAAAAAAAAAAAUCUGUUACUUUGUCUGUUAGUGGUAGACUGAGUCAUUACUGAGUAAAACACAAGGAAAGCAAAUUUA